Molecule: messenger RNA, 2312 nt
Organism: Ostrinia nubilalis (European corn borer)
Lineage: Eukaryota; Metazoa; Arthropoda; Insecta; Lepidoptera; Crambidae
Exons: 6
Coding region: 640-2076 (478 amino acids)
Source: RefSeq, a predicted model, not a curated record
GGUAGACACUUCUCAUACAAAAACUAGUCUCUAUAUGUAGCAAUUGAUAUACAACCUUAUCCCUUAAGCAAUAAAGUGCAUUUUGGAUUGAUUUCACUACAGCAGGGGAACCCGCGGAUCAAUACCACCAUACUAAAAAUAAUUGUUAGUGUCCUUAUGUUGGUAGUAUUGUUAGUUUGACAAAUGAAAAAAAAUGUCUGUCAAUUGAGUUUGAGUUUUUAACCGGCGAAUUGAUUCGUGUGAAGUGAUUUUCUCAGAUUUGGUGCAAUAUUACUGUAAAUAAACUUUUCUGUCGUUUACGUUGAGUUGAUUAAGUUCCUCCGUAUCGGGCGUGAUAAAGUUUGCUGUUCAGUGUUAUGUUUUUUGUGAGAUAGAGACUCUUUUAAAUAAGCUGUGUUUCAACUUCUACAGAAGUUUAAACUCUUAUUUACUUUUCUGUUUAAUGGGUAUGUUAUCUACUUACUUGAAAUAUUAGAUCUAUUACAAAUCUAUUUUUCAUUAAAAACAACCCUAUGUGAUGAAAAUGUAAAUGUACUUUCAAAACUGGUAAAUGCAUGAACCAGGGCAUUGACACUGGUUGGAGAGAAAUUAUAGGCUUUGUUUAAUUAAUACCUAUUUCAUUUUAGGCUUCUACUGAUAAUGGAGAGUAGAAACAACAAGAAGUGCGUUAUUUGUAAUAAGAGGCGAAGUCGUGGUGGAUCACCCUUACUUUUGAGUAGGUUUCCUCUGGAUUCUGACCGUUGUCGAAUGUGGGUUAAAAAUGCUGGCAUAGAAGACUUAGCAUAUGUACCUAUUGAAAAGUUACACCAACUGAAGUUUGUUUGUGGUGGGCACUUCACUCCUGAAUCCUUCAAUGCCAAAGGAACUCGGCUGAAGAACUCAGCUAUUCCAACACUGGAAUUGAGCAAUCCCAUCUUGCCAGAUGAAGUUUUGACAGAGUUUCCUCUUCAUGUAAAAGACUCCAAUAAAGAAAACCUCAAGACAGUUCUUUAUGAUCAUUCAUAUUGCAUUCCAAAGAAGUCAAAUCCAGUUGAACGAGUUCCCCUUAUAACUACAACCAAACAACUAAAUUCAACAUGUUUGGGAGCUGUGGACAUACCAGAUUCUGGUAUUUCUGCGAAAACAACUUUUGAACCUCUUCCUUCUACUUCCAAUGCACCAGAACAUAUGACCUAUAAACCCAUUACUCAUGAUGAUAAAAACAUUUGCCAUCAAGAUGCACAGGCAGAAAUAUUAGUCCACAGUUAUAAAAGACCUAAGAAAAACAUUGAAAUGAAAGACACUUCAUCAACAUUUACAAUUAAAGAGAAGAGGCUUUGGCGACAGUUACAAAAUGCAAAAAAAACAAUAAGGAAUAUAGCGAAGUCAAGAGUGAAUUUAGACAAGUUAGAUUCGGAAGUGCUGACAUCGUUAGUAAAGGAUGUAGUGCAGAAUAACAAAAAAAAGUCACAAGGAAAAAGGUGGACUUUAGCCAACAAAAUAUAUGCUUUGGCUAUAUUUAAACGGUCCCCUAAAGCAUACCGCUAUAUGCAAAAGCUGUUUACGCUACCAAGCACUAAAACGCUCCAAAGGAUUUUAAAAAAUAUACCAAUGGAGCCUGGUAUAAAUAAAAAUAUAAUUGAUAUGUUAGAGGCAAAAGCAUCAAGUAUGCCAAAGGAAAAUAAAUAUUGCUCGUUAAUAUUUGACGAGAUGGCGUUAAAGAAACGGAUAAUUUAUAACGAAAUUGCUGAUAAAGUGGAUGGCUACGUGGAUUAUGGAGAGGGCGAGAACAUGGGACGAGAAAAGAAAAUUGCAGACCAUGCGUUAGUGUUUAUGAUACAGGGUGCUAAACAUAAAUACAAGCAAUAUAUUGCGCACUAUUUUGUGGAAGGCACAAUAUCAACAGCAAAACUGGCAAAAAUUUUAUCGGACAUCAUCAAAAAAUUAAAAGAAAUCGGAUUUAUGGUUCUAACAACAGUUUGUGAUCAGGGAUCUACAAAUAUAGGAGCUCUUAACAUGUUAAAAAGAAACUGUGGACAAGGCAUAGAUAGCAACUUUUUCUCUGUAAAUAAUGACAAAAUUUUUAUAAUCUACUAGCUUUCCGCCCGCGGCUUCGCCCGCGUGGAAUUUUGUCUGUCACAGAAAAACUUUAUCGCGCGCGUCCCUGUUUCAAAAACCGGGAUAAAAACUAUCCUAUGUUCUUUCCCGGGACUCAAACUAUCUCUAUGCCAAAUUUCAUCAAAAUCGGUUGCGAGGUUUAAGCGGGAAAGCGUAACAGACAGACAGACAGACAGACAGACAGAGUUACUUUCGCAUUUAUAAUAUUAGUUGGG